AUUUUUCUUUUUACAUAAUUACACGUGUGUGUGUGUGUGUGUGUUGUAUUGCAGGGUUUGCGGUGGCUCACUGUGUCUCUCAGCACAGCCUGUCCCCCCUCUCCUCCCCCUCCCCACCCUCCUCAGGCAGCACGGGACGAUGUGACUCUGUUACAGCCAGUACGAUAUCAGCCAACAGCCCUACAGAUGAGGAGACGUUCUUGGAGCACACCCCUCCUUCGUCCUCCGGUGGAGUGGGAGGAGGAAGAGGAGGAGAGUUAACCGGUUCUUGUUCCCCUGUCCCGUCUGUCCUGGCCCCCAGCCUCACCCCUGCCUCCCAGCCUAACAUCUCUCUACUGACAGACGACAACACAGACUCUCUGAGCGUCGAGUCACUGACCCUGCUACCCCCGGCUGACCACCUGCAAGCACUAGGCUCACACACACACCUCGGCACUGAUACGGCUAUCAGAGAGGAGGAGGAGGAGGAGGGGCUAGAGAAGAGAGAAGGGAAGGAGCCAAAGGAGGAAGUGGAAGGGUCGGCGAUGGAGGAAGAGGAGGAGGAGGAGGAGGAGACUGAAACCGAAACAACAAUUCAAGAGACAGCUGAAGCAGAGAUGGGAACGCCCACUGAGCAAGACACGCCCCUAGAGGCAGAGGGAGACACACCCCUUUCUUCUGAGGGAGACACACCCCUUUCAGCUGCAUCAGAAGGGGAGGAGACUGGUCAGGACACACCCACGGGAGAGGAAGCAGAGAAAGACACACCUCCGAAAGAGGACACGCCCACAGAAACACCCUGAUUAAAGAGGACACGCCCACAGAAACACCCUGAUUAAAGAGGACACGCCCACAGAAACACCCUGAUUAGAGGACAAACCCACCCUGAUUAAAGAGGACACGCCCACAGAAACACCCUGAUUAGAGGACAAACCCACCCUGAUUAAAGAGGACACGCCCACAGAAACACCCUGAUUAGAGGACACGCC
Molecule: messenger RNA, 968 nt
Organism: Oncorhynchus gorbuscha (pink salmon)
Lineage: Eukaryota; Metazoa; Chordata; Actinopteri; Salmoniformes; Salmonidae
Product: protein CLEC16A-like
Exons: 3
Source: RefSeq, a predicted model, not a curated record